Messenger RNA from Akanthomyces muscarius, 1596 nucleotides. RefSeq lists its product as uncharacterized. The transcript has 3 exons. The record is from RefSeq and is a predicted model, not a curated record. NCBI's taxonomy places the organism in Eukaryota, Fungi, Ascomycota, Sordariomycetes, Hypocreales, Cordycipitaceae. Bases 1 to 1596 code for a protein of 531 amino acids.
AUGUUCAUCACACAUGGUUUGCGUGCCAUUGCAGCGGCUUCCACGCUCACGCUGAGGUAUACAGCUGUUUUAUUUACAAGAUUUCAUCCAAUUGGUCACAAGUACCUUGCUCGCGUAUACGCAAACUUUCUCGUUUAUUUUGCGUUCGUGGUUCCGGUAUUCUUGUUCUUUAGGUCACAGCGCAGGACAUUCAAGAGUCUGCCUGGGCUGUCGCUCUUACUGGGGUGGAUUGAUGGUCACCGCCCCGUUGAAAGCACAAUCACAAUAUUGCUAAAUUUAUUGUGCUUCGGUGCUGUUUUGGAUUUCCUGUACCGGGGGGAGCUGCUAUAUCAGAGCAAAGACUUCAACUUCUCCCGCGUCGGAUACGUCGAUGAGACGUCUGCCCGAGUUGUCAUCCGCAGCCCCUCCACAGCAGAAUGGUCGGCCGUGCAGGUGAGCUUGCGCUUAGCAGGGAACCCGGACUCGAACAUGGGCUCUCAGGUUGUUCAAAUGUCUAGCGAAAAUGAUUUCGUGGGCACUGUCACCUUUGCGGGUCUUCGUCCAGAGAGCACGUAUCUCUACACGACUAAUGCAAGUCAUGCAGGGACAUUCACUACUCCCCAAAAAUCGCCAAAGAGAUGGAGCCUCAUUUCUAGCAGCUGCAUUAAGCCCUUUUAUCCCUAUAACCCGCUAGAUUCUGCGUUGCGGGUCAAGGGCCUCGAACACCUAGACGACUUCAUCUCAUCAAACCCUGUUGACAUGAUGCUCUUCCUGGGAGACUUUAUAUACAUUGAUUUGCCCAUCGCACUCGGCUGGACAUCAGAUCACUACACGAGCGCUUAUCGGCAAAUCUAUGCUUCCAACAGCUGGUCGUCAAGGUUGCGCUCGUUGCCUUGGAUUCACGCCUAUGAUGACCACGAAAUCAUCAAUGACUGGUCUGCAAACGAGACUGGGUUGUAUCAGUCCGCCAUGAAGCCAUUUUGGAACUACCACGGCAAUGCGAAUCCAAUUUCCAAGUUCGGGCAGAACAAAACACACUAUAUCUUUAACAGGGGGGACGUCUCGCUGUUCAUGCUGGACACACGACGGUAUCGGUCCUCAAAUGCCGCUACGGACGGCUCACACAAGACCAUGCUGGGCGCCGAACAGCUACGCGAUCUGGAGCACUGGCUGAAGGCUGAGAAGCGCUGGAAGGUUGUCAUUAGUAGUGUACCAUUCACGCGCAACUGGCGAGGCCCGGACUCGGCAGACAGCUGGUCGGGCUACCUUUGGGAGAGGGGUCGCAUCUUGGACGCCAUGCGACAGACGCAGGGGAUUGUUAUUCUGAGUGGUGACCGCCAUGAGCAUGCGACGACUUUAUUCCCGGCAAAGAACAAGUGUGAAACCCCAGUCAUUGAGUUUUCUACAUCACCGCUUAACCAAUUCUUUGAACCCUUUGAUCGCUUCCACAAGCAAAUUGAGGACACUGAUAUCUCAAUCUACUCACACCCUCGGGGAAACUCAAAGUUUGGCGCCAUAACCUUUGACACGUCCGAUGAGCGAAAAUUAAUGGUGCAUUACAAACUUAUCGUCGACGGGAAGCAAGUGUGGGAGUAUGAUUGGGUGUAUGACCGGUAA